AUGUCCCAGCUUCCGGUGCCUGAGAGGCGCGUCCUCUCAUUACACACAACUCUAGGCUCAGACCUAGUAGAGCUCAAGUGCUCUACACUGUACUACCCAGUCUCCUGCGCCAAAGACGGUCUCACACUCGUGUUCACGCAUGGAAUUGCUAGUCACAAGGAACAAUACGAUCCUACUAUUGCUCGCCUGCUAUCGCAUGCUCAAACUCGCGCUGUGAUCCGGGAUAUAUGGGUGCUUGACUUUCCCCAACCAUGGUCAAACCGCACUUCUGAACCGUCCGUGUUUGAUGCGCGCAAGGCAAAUGGGAAGGCGAUGUGCUGGAGUUGCACGCUCUGGAUAUUUGCGCUCACAUCCAUACCUACUUCUCUUACUCCCAUUGCUCUCAUAAUGGUCGAACCAACGUUGAUGUUCCCUUCUCUCACUCCGACUGACCCUCGCUCCAUCCACGGAGCCGCAAACGUUCGAGGCUUUGAUGAGGUGGUUGAUGGGCAGCAAGGCGUUUGGAGGAAGUGGGAUAAGAGGGUUUUGGACCUUUAUGUGAGGUGUGGAUUUGAAGAGGUGAAUCAAUCAAACCUUGGUACGGGGAAGAAGGAGAGUUAUGUUACACCUACGUUGAGAAAAGACGAGGAGAGCCCAUUGGCGGUGGAGGAGGCUGGAAGGGGGGUUCAUGUCAUUUGGGCUGAUUUCGAGGAGUUUGUAUCUAAAGCGUCGAGGGAAGAGAUUUUAGAUGCUGCGGAGCACAGGGUGGUAUCUCAGCGGACUAUCAAGGGGGCGGGUCAUUUGGUUCCGCAAGAGAAACCAGAUAAACUUGGAGAGGCACUCGUCGAGAUCUUGGAUGAGAUUGUGAACGGUUCGGGGGAUACGAAGGCGAAGUUGUAG
This is a messenger RNA of Suillus bovinus, 879 nucleotides long. RefSeq lists its product as uncharacterized. The transcript is spliced from 7 exons. The record is from RefSeq and is a predicted model, not a curated record. NCBI's taxonomy places the organism in Eukaryota, Fungi, Basidiomycota, Agaricomycetes, Boletales, Suillaceae. The coding region runs from base 1 to 879 and encodes 292 amino acids.